Molecule: messenger RNA, 369 nt
Organism: Penicillium manginii
Lineage: Eukaryota; Fungi; Ascomycota; Eurotiomycetes; Eurotiales; Aspergillaceae
Product: BolA family protein
Exons: 3
Coding region: 1-369 (122 amino acids)
Source: RefSeq, a predicted model, not a curated record
AUGCUCCGCCCCCUCAUCGCGCGCUUCCCUCUGCGCCCCUUCUCCACCAUGUCCAUGACUCCGAUGGAAGACAUCAUGCGCGACAAGCUCGCCCACGAAUUCACCCCAACAACCCUGAUAAUCCGCAAUGACUCACACAAACAUGCCCACCACGCCGCAAUGGAAGGCUCGACUUCCAAAGAGACCCAUUUCCACGUAACGAUAACAUCCUCAUCCUUCGAGAAGAAAAUGCAACCAGCACGCCAUCGCAUGGUCUACGCCCUGCUAAAAGAGGAAAUGGCGCGGGAGGGCGGUAUUCAUGCUUUGCAGUUGCGGACGAAGACGCCGGCUGAGGAGGUGAGGGAAGUUGAGCGAGAGAAGGGCCAAUGA